AUGUCCGUCAUUGUCGAGGAGACACUCAAGGUGGCGACCCCAAAGCUCGACUACUCCGGUGCCCACGAGAAGACGGACCAUCGCCGCGCAAGCCCGACUGGGGGUGGUGUCCUCAACGCCGCCAAGGAUCCCAAGGAGUGGCUCUGUGUGUUCAUGCAGCACUACCAUCUUGGGGCCAACGGGUUCACAAACUGCUUCCCGACGGCGUUCAACGAGAGGAUGUGGCACAUCAUCAUCGCCAAGGGGUUUGCCAUUUUCGGCUUCAUCCUCAGUGACGCGACCCUCAAUAUGGGUGCCUGA
This is a messenger RNA of Emericellopsis cladophorae, 300 nucleotides long. RefSeq lists its product as uncharacterized. Lineage: Eukaryota; Fungi; Ascomycota; Sordariomycetes; Hypocreales; Bionectriaceae. Bases 1 to 300 code for a protein of 99 amino acids. The transcript is spliced from 4 exons. The record is from RefSeq and is a predicted model, not a curated record.